CAGAUACCUGCUGCAGAGAGGAAAAUUCUUCGCCACUCGUCGGAGGCUUUUUUCCGCGGAGACAAUAUUUUCCUCUGUCUUCAUCAAAAAAAGGGGCUUGAAGAAGCAUUAGAAAGAUACCGAUGGCUGUUGUUCUUUACACAAAAAAUAAAAGUACUUCUAAAUCUUGGCGCGGGCAACUUUACAAAAUCCACGCGCGAGCUGUAGUUUUUUAGACCAAAAAAUCGUCGAAAUUUGUCGAAAACAAAAAGCACCUCCUCUUCUACACUUCUCUGCGGAUUCGAGUGAAAGUGUGUUGUUCAGAAAGUUAAGAAAAGUGCAAUUUUCCACGGAGAAAACAAAAGAGAAAGCAAGCAGUGUUGGAAAAAGGAAAAAUCGAACGCCGUAGAGAAAAAAAAACAAGAAAACUAAAUCAGCACCAAUUUUUAACCAGGAAUAAAAAUCGUCGUCGCUCUAUCUCUUUAAGGAUGAUAUUUACUCUAUAAAAGAUAUAACCCCCGAAAAAAAGAAGCACAGCAAACAAGAUCAAAUCCGGAAGCGAAGCAGGACGCCAGAAAUCGAUUUGGCUUGUUGUUCUUUCAACCAGAGUCGUCGUCGUGUCUCUUUAUGGCAAUAAUGGAUCUUUGCCACGAGAUGAUGGAGCAUUACAGAAUUGAUGGCAAUCGAGGAUUUUCGGCAUGCCAAAGCGGUCGUGGCAGCGAGCAGGCCCGGACUUAGGAGGGGUCGUCCCUCAGAUAGUCGUCGUAGCAGCAAAAACCCAAAGAAUGGAUGCCGUGGUCCUGAUUGCCUGUCUGGCCCUCGUCGGAACGCUGUUGAUUGUGCUGCUGCUGCUUUGUCGGCUCGUCCAGCCCUAUGACAUCGCCUGGUUUCUGUCGAGCCGGGAGGACAAGCUGAAGCUGUCCAAGAUGAGGCUGUACAAUGCCAAUGGAUAUCUGAUGCACUCCGGCUCGGAGAUCCUGCUCGGCUCCACCGGCAGCUUCCAGCGCUUCGACUCCGUCGACCGUGACUACAAACCCCCGUACGGUCACCAUGCCCAUCAGCAGGGUACCAACCUAACGGUACCUCCGUGGCGCACCUCCUCCACCGAAGAGUCCGAGAUCCCGCCCCAACCACUACGACCCGCUCCAUCCCCGAGGGAACCCAAGCUGACCCGCGAGAAGGCCAUCCAGAAGCAGACCUCCGAACCCAAACCCUCCGCCGGGUCCAUCAUCAUAUCGCCGAUUCCGCGGCCCGUGCCGCGCAAGCAACACUCGGCCCCGAUCUCCUUUCCACUGCCGGUGCUCAACUCACCCCGCGACGCCAAGCGCUUCCACCAAGAGCCUCACAUCUGCACGAAUCCGUUCCUGAACGAGCCACCGCUCAAGGAAGAGGUCGAUCCGGCUCCUCCUCAACCACCGGAAGUAGAAGUUCCCGUGGUUCCGGAACCACCGGUUCCCGCUCCGGAACCGUUUCUGCAGCGGUUGAUCCGCUCCGCGAACAACCCGUUCGCGUCGGAUCCCCGCAAGCCGGACGACGAGUGCAUCUUCAGCUUUGAGCCGGCGACCGUGCAGUCCGUGUUCGCCGAGGAAGAUCCGAGCAAGCGGGCCGAGCGGCGGCUCUCCAAGAUGGAGAACCUCCGGAAGAUGUCCCGGCUAAUCGAGAGCAACCAGAUGCUGCUGAACAUCUACCAGCAGUUCAACGGGACCGUUGAUCGGAGUAGUGAAAGUGACCAGAGGUCACCUCCGGUGAAGCCGACCUCCUCAUCCUCGUCAACGUCCCCUAUCGUAUCUCCGAAGCUGAUAGACAUAACCUCAACUCCGACUCCAACGCCCUCAAUCAGUCGGACGGACAACAGCAAGUACCAGGACUCUCCGCGCACGGAAGCCGGCGACAACAUCAACCUGCCAACGGUGUCCAAGGGUAUCAAGCACAUCCUCCGGAACCGAUCCUUCUCGGAGACGGAGUUCUCCGAGCGGAAGCUGUUCAAGGGAUUCGCUCUAGCCACGGACGGUGACCAAACACCCCGAAUACCUCUGAUGAAGAACUCCUCGUACAAGGACCUCACGCGGUACUAUAACAGUAGUGGUGGUUCUGGUAUGGUCACCCCUUCGGCAGUGACCUCCGGGUACUCCAGCGGAUCCUCGACGGUCCUGCAGAAGACCGUUUCCGAGUCGUUCCUGGAGCAGUACACGCUCGGUCGGGAGCACGAUCCCGGCGGUUCCAUGGCCAGCGGUAGCAGCAGCGGAAGCGUCGCUGCCGCGUUCAACGGAUCGGGCGGUUCCGUCGGCGGACUACGCUCGGUAAUCCCGUCGACCUCCACCGAAUCCGUUGCUUCGCAAUCGUCGGUGAUCUUCAGCGACCUGGAGCCGGCCCAGCCCAUCACCGGAUACCUGUGCGUCGGCCUCCAGUAUGACAAGAGCAGCACCACGAUCGAGGGUGUCGAGCUGCUGGUGACGAUCCAGGAGGCGAAGCAGCUGGUGUGUCCACCCGGCAUCGAAAUGGACACCUUCGUGAAGGUGUUUAUCGUACCUGACGAAAGCAAGGUGUUGCAGACCAAGGUAGGGGAUCAUCGCUUGAAAGAUGGUUCAAUUGGGAUGACCUCACGAUCUUUGCAGGUCUUCAAGAACUCUUGCUACCCGAGCUACCAGGAAACGUUCAGCUUCUGGAUCACCCACAAGAGCGUGCGGCGAUCGCUGUGGUUCCACGUGUACCACACCAGCUCAAGCGAGCAGACGCUGAUCGGCGAGUGCGAGAUGCAGCUGAACGAGAACAUCAGCCGGCCGAUGACGACCUGGCUGAAGCUGAUGGACUCCAGCCACAAGAAGAGCCCGCUCGGCGAGCUAAUGUUCUCGCUGAGCUACCUACCGACGGCGGAGCGGCUCACGGUGGUGAUCGUGAAGGCCCGUAACCUUAACCUGAAGAGUAGUAGGGCGGCGACGGGAAGUGGUGGUCGAUCGAAGCAGCUGCAGCAGCAGGUCGCGAUCGACGACGAAGCGGCUGUGGUGGAGGAGGAAGAAGACGGCGGAGAGGUGGACUCCAGCGAGGGGAUCUUCGUGAAGGUGUACCUGCUGAAAAACGACAAGAAGGUGUCCAAGAAGAAGACGUGCGUGAAGCGCGGGGAGCGAUCGCCGAUCUACAACGAAGCGAUCAUCUUCAGCGUUCCGCCGUACAUGCUGAACACCAUCCAGAUCCGGUGUUCCGUCGUCCAGAUGACCAACCGGACGGAGAGCAACGUCAUAAACAACAACAACAUCAGUGGAGGAGACCUGAUCCAGUUCGGGUACAGCUCGUACGACAGCAGUGGAAACAACCUCAGCCGGAAGCAGAGUACCAAGCUGGUAUCGAUCGGACACGUGAUCGUUGGGAGUGGAACCACCGGGAAGGGACUGCGGCAUUGGCAUCAGAUGUUGACGACCCUGCGGAAGCCGGUCACGAUGUGGCACGUGCUGAAGAUCACCUCGGAGCGGAAGCGGAAGCGACUUGGAGAGUUGGAGCAGGCCAGCGGUUGAGGUUAUCAGGUUUGAGGUUAGGAAAGAGACAAAGAAAAAAAAGGGUAACAGUUAUGAUAAUAAUGAUAAUACAGUAACAUAAGUUAGCGCAGGAGAGUAAGAUAUCUAUAGCAUCAGUUGAUAUAUUUGUCGGAAAGAAAAAAAAGUAUUAUUAUAUAACCGAAACGUUAGAUAAACUAAACAAAACAAAAAAUUUCGUAUAUACCAAGCAUUUUUCAUUGUCGCCAAAAAGUAUAUUGUAUACAUUUAACAAAAAACAAAAACAAACCACUAACUAUACGAUUUCCACGCAACAAUUGGGAGGAGAAAGAAGGGAAGCAUUAGCUAAUUGAAUCUAACAAAAACAA
Culex pipiens pallens (northern house mosquito) is the source of this 3835-nucleotide messenger RNA. RefSeq lists its product as uncharacterized. Gene Ontology annotation, molecular function: phosphatidylserine binding; calcium ion binding; calcium-dependent phospholipid binding. The record is from RefSeq and is a predicted model, not a curated record. The transcript has 7 exons. Lineage: Eukaryota; Metazoa; Arthropoda; Insecta; Diptera; Culicidae. The coding region runs from base 678 to 3488 and encodes 936 amino acids. Gene Ontology annotation, biological process: regulation of dopamine secretion; regulation of calcium ion-dependent exocytosis; cellular response to calcium ion.